GUACGCACUGCUAGCAUUCGCAUGUUUAAUUCCAAUCUCGUGAGUCGCGGUUUUCAGUGUUCCUCCCGGUUAUUUUCUAUUAAAAAAUGAUCAAACUAUUGAUCGUUCUUUCGCUGUUCGGUUUAGUAGCAUGCUACGACUUCAAGGACCCGUUUUAUAAUGAACUUCUGCUGGAUGAGCUUGUGGAUAAUGACCUGGUGACAAAUGAUCGGAUUAAACGAGCCGCAUCCGAAACUACCGAGGAUAAGUGCAAACGCCAGCGACACAGGUGUUGCAAUGAUGCCAACGGUGAAAAUUGGGAUAAAAUUAAGGAUUUAAAGAAGCAGUGCUACGCGGAAGUCAGGUCGAAAGAUCGCACAGAACGAGGCAUGGCGGACCCGAUUGACAUGUUCAACUGCGAAAAAUUGAACCGCACCAAACAGGAAAUGAUUUGCGCGACGGAAUGUAUUGGCAGAAAGAAGAACGUACUGGACGCGAAGGGCAACCUCCUGGAACCAUCAGUUUUGAUUUCGUUUGUUAAGGAACAUUUCGCGUCCGAUCCAUGGCAGGAGCCACUGCUCGCGGACAUCGUCGACAGCUGUGCCGAGGAAGUUGCAGAAAAAAAGUUGAAAAAUGCCGCCGAGGAAACACGCUGUAAUCCGUCAGCAUCCUACUUCAAAUACUGUAUGUGGCGUCAAAUGACAUUGGCAUGUCCGAAGGAGAUGCAGGAAUCGUCCAAAAAGUGCGACCGAUUACGUGAAAAGUUGGCCAAUAAUGAACCCGUUCUCAUGGACCCCAAACCGGAUUUCGAUGAUAUCUAAGUAAACUGAAUGCUGUGAUUUGUGAUAGUGAAUUAAUUUUUAUCAAAGUUUUCCGCCAUGCACUCUAUAAUGUUCCGAUGCACUUGAAAAAUAAACAGAAUAAAAUGUUUCUUAAAAAUAUUA
Messenger RNA from Wyeomyia smithii (pitcher-plant mosquito), 923 nucleotides. RefSeq lists its product as uncharacterized. Bases 87 to 800 code for a protein of 237 amino acids. Lineage: Eukaryota; Metazoa; Arthropoda; Insecta; Diptera; Culicidae. Gene Ontology annotation, molecular function: odorant binding. The record is from RefSeq and is a predicted model, not a curated record. The transcript is spliced from 3 exons.